Molecule: messenger RNA, 684 nt
Organism: Oncorhynchus masou masou (cherry salmon)
Lineage: Eukaryota; Metazoa; Chordata; Actinopteri; Salmoniformes; Salmonidae
Product: histone H2A-like
Exons: 2
Coding region: 1-411 (136 amino acids)
Biological process (GO): heterochromatin formation
Cellular component (GO): nucleosome; chromatin
Molecular function (GO): protein heterodimerization activity; structural constituent of chromatin; DNA binding
Source: RefSeq, a predicted model, not a curated record
AUGCCUCUUGUGGCGAGCUACCAAUAUGAGCGGCGAGGCAAAACCGGAGGCAAGGCCAGGGCGAAGGCAAAGACACGUUCAUCCCGUGCCGGGCUCCAGUUCCCCGUGGGCCGUGUGCACAGGCUGCUGCGCAAAGGCAACUACGCCGAGCGUGUGGGCGCUGGCGCACCAGUCUACCUGGCCGCAGUGCUCGAGUACCUGACCGCUGAGAUCCUGGAGUUGGCCGGAAACGCUGCCCGUGACAACAAGAAGACUCGUAUCAUCCCCCGUCACCUGCAGCUGGCAGUCCGUAACGACGAGGAGCUGAACAAACUGCUUGGCGGCGUGACCAUCGCUCAGGGUGGUGUUCUGCCCAACAUCCAGGCAGUGCUGCUCCCCAAGAAGACUGAGAAAGCCGUCAAAGCCAAGUAAAAUCGCUGGUGCGGCUGCAACUUGACUACUCAACCCCCAAAGGCUCUUUUAAGAGCCAACCACCUAGCUCAGCAAAAGCGCAAAGUGUCCUUUCUGUGCCUGGCCAACUAUUGGGCGUGUUUGUUAGAUACACACACAUAUACACGGCACCGUAUCAUGAGACCUAAAUGAAGAAUAACAACUACUAGGCUAGAAUGAGAGGGCAAAAUAUUGCGCGUAAAGUGUAACGUUGCUCGCUGCCCUAACAAAAGACCCAAGCGCGCCUCGGCGAGG